Molecule: messenger RNA, 441 nt
Organism: Rotaria sp. Silwood2
Lineage: Eukaryota; Metazoa; Rotifera; Eurotatoria; Philodinida; Philodinidae
Source: the annotation of a GenBank genome assembly
AUGACUCUUACUCAAAUAGGACGCUUUGGUUUAUUGAUUACGAUACUUCUCUUAUUUGUUUAUGUUAUUGUAUUAAGUAUAACUAUCAAAAAUAAUAAAGAAUAUGUUUUAUCAUGGACACAUUUACUUAGAUUUAAUUCAUAUGAAACUAAUCAUACAGUUAAUAAUUUAAUGAUAUCUUCUAUGAAUAGUGUAAAUCUACCAAAAAUACUUAUUGUAUUAGGUACACGUCCUGNUGUCCAGCAAAAGUUCUCCUGAUGUGACAGCCUUGGUCACCAUCAUCAUUAUUCACAUCAUCAUGAUGGUUCUGCAUCAUCAAAUAAUCUUCAAGAUGAUUAUGAUGAUGAUGAACAAGAUGAAGCAUCAGCUUCAUAUGCAGCACAAGUUGAACAUUUACAAGAAUAUGAAGAUGCUAAUUUGAUUCUUGUCAAGAUAUUUUAA